AUGGUGUUACUUAAUGGUGUCAAGUAUGCAUGUGAUCGUUGUAUACGUGGUCAUAGAGUUACUACAUGUACUCAUACUGAUCAACCUUUAACAAUGAUAAAACCAAAAGGAAGACCAGCUUCUCAAUGUACUCAUUGUAGAGAAAAUAGAAAAUUAAAAAAUUUACAUGUAUCAUGUUCUUGUGGUAAAAAAGGUAAAGGAGGUUCAAAUCAUGAUAUAAAUUGUGCUUGUUAUAAAACAAAUCAUUGUACAUGUUCAACAAAUUCUUCAUCUUCAACUUCAACUUCCAUAAAAAAAUCAAAAGAUAAUCAAAUAGAAAUUCAAAAAAGAAAACAAUUAUUAGAUAAUGAUUUAAAAAAGAGAUCUACAUCUAUGUCAAUACAAUCAAAUGCAAGUGAUUCUUCACCUGGAAGUACUGGAUAUUCUUCAGCACCUUCUUCAAAUGUACAACAAGAAAUUAAACCAUCAGCAAUAAAUUCUACAAAUCAUCAUCAACAACAACAACAACAACCACAACCACAACAACAACCAAUUAAUCCAGAAUUAAAUGAUAAUUUUGUUAUUGAAGAUAUAAUAAUACCUUUUGAUACUAAAAAUGGACUUUUUGAUAUGUUUUCAAAAAAUGAAAAUUAUGAAACUUUUAGUAAUGAAACAACACCAGAUAAAUUUCCACCACAACCAAAUCAAAAUACUAAUCAAAUCAAUACCGCUAACAAUAAUGAUUAUGUCAAUAUUCGUUCAUCAUUAACUGAUCCAAAUCAAUAUGAUUCAAAUCCAGAUGAUGUUGAUAAUAUGUUUCCAUUAUUCCCAUUAGUUGGAGGUCCAAGUUUUGAUAAUGAAAAUCAACCAUUAUCUGGUAUUCCACAAAAUAAUGAAUAUCAACAACCAAAACCAAUGAGACCAUCAUUAGAUACAUCAACUUCAAAUUAUGAUUAUAAUCUGUAUACAUCUUUUCAAUCAACAUCAGCAGCAUCUGAAUCAACAUCAAAUAUAAAUUUUGGUUCAAAUUUAAAUGAAUCAAAUAAUAAUCAAUAUCAUAAUAAUCAUCAACAACAAUAUUAUCAACUGCGACCUAAAAGACCUGAAAGUGUAUUAUCAAUAGCUUCAAAUUCUUCAACUAGAUCAUUUGAUUUUAUAAAUAAUAGUAGUAAUAAUUAUCAUAAUUCAUCAUCAUUUAUAAAUGGUGGAAUACCAUCAUCAACUACAUCAACUGCUUUUCCACCAAGUGGGAAUUUUUCAUUUGAUGAAAAUAAUAAUAAUUUAGAAGAUCAUCAACAGAAUAAUUAUCAUAAUCAUCAUUUUGGUAAAACAGGAUUAGGAUCAUCAAAUUCAAAUAAUAAAUUUGGUUCACAAUUAAGUAAAAUUGAAAGUGAAAUGUAUACAGAAAAUUUUUUUGAAGAAAAUUUUAAUCAGAAUAAUAAUCAUCCUUUUACUCAUAUUAUUGAAGAUAAAAUUAAUGGGAAAAUUAAUAAUAAUGAUAGUUAUGAGAAUGAUGGUUUGAAAAGAAAUUCAUCUAUUACUUCUUCUUCUUCAAUACCAAAUUAUUUUUAUAAUAAUAAUAAUAAUGAUGGUAGUAGUAACAAAAUAAACAAUGGUAACAAUAAUAACAUCAACAUCAACAAUAUCAACAACAAUAACAACAACAUCAACAGCAACAUCAACAAUAAUAACAAUACCACCAACAACAAUCUUAAAAAUAACGGUAAUAUUAGUCGAAGCAAUAGCACCAAUAAUGGAGUAAAUGGGAACGUCAAUGGUAAUUUGAAUGGUAAUGUCAAUGGCUCCAUUAAAAAUCAAAUCAAUAAUGUCGAAUCAUCAUAUUCAAAAAAUUUUUAUAAUAGUGAAAAUAUAAACAAUCUAAAAUCAAACAAUAAUAAUAAUAAUAACUUUAAAAAUGAGGAAAUAAUUUCAAAUAAUGAUAAUAGUAAUAAUAAAAAUGAAGAGACAGUUGAUGAUGAUAUUCCAUUAUAUCAAGAUUAUUUUAUGCCAACUUUUAAUAAUGGUACACCAACUCCAAACAGUAAUUAA
Molecule: messenger RNA, 2028 nt
Organism: Lodderomyces pseudojiufengensis
Lineage: Eukaryota; Fungi; Ascomycota; Pichiomycetes; Serinales; Debaryomycetaceae
Gene: CUP2
Product: Cup2p
Exons: 1
Coding region: 1-2028 (675 amino acids)
Biological process (GO): intracellular copper ion homeostasis; intracellular iron ion homeostasis; positive regulation of transcription by RNA polymerase II
Cellular component (GO): nucleus
Molecular function (GO): DNA-binding transcription factor activity, RNA polymerase II-specific; copper ion binding; RNA polymerase II cis-regulatory region sequence-specific DNA binding
Source: RefSeq, a predicted model, not a curated record